UCAACAUGUAAAAUUAGAACGAAAAUUGAGGGAAAAAAAAGAGGUGAAAAAAAAGCAGAGCGUUUUCGAAUGGCCACGGCCGUCCUCCGCCGCCCACUCCUCGCCGCCGCCGCCGCCGCCGCCGCCGUCUCCUCCACCUCCUCCUCCUUCCGCCCCUCCCGCUUCCAUCUCCGGCGAUGUAGAUACCCACCCCCUGUAUUCGCCGUCUCCUCCGACUCCCCAAAGCCGGUUACCUCCUCUUCUACCGGCGGUGACAACCCCGACGAGGAGCCUGUCCUUCCCCUCUUGCAAGAACUCGCGGAUUGCUUGGUUCUCCCGCCCAAAUUCCUGUCCCAGCUUCCCCGCGACCUUCGCCUCGAUCUCAAUGAUGCGGCAUUUGAUCUCUCCAAUGGGCCUGUUCUUGACGAGUGUGGCCAAGAGGUAGGUGAUCUGCUGCUCAACCUUGCAAAGGCAUGGGAGAUGGCUGACACAUCGACAUCAAACAACCUUGUCAAGCAACUUCCUUCAAUGGAACCCUACUUGACCGGCAGUGCCAAAUCAGCAUUUGGCAAGCGGCUGAUGUCAGCUGGAAGGAGGUUUACGUCCAUGGGACAAUACGGCAAGGGAGAGCUGAAGAAGAUUGCUGAAACAAUGAGCAAAACCGGUAAGCUGCUAUCAAAACGUCCAGUAGUUCAAUCUGAAGUAGAGGCUAUGAAAGUAAAAAGGAAAUUGAAGUUUUUAGAACUUGAGUUUGAGUUGACAGCAGAAAAGGCAAAUAUUGGAGCUGCAGUUGGACUUGUUUUCGGAUUUCUCUCAUGGCAACUAGCACGUGGUAUACAAAACAUUCCAGACGGCUCAAUGCAGUACGCAAACGACAACGCGUUGCAGAUGGCCAAGUCACUCAAGGUCUCACUGCUUGUUCUUGGCUACACAUCUACUGCCCUCUCUGUUUUCACAUCAAUCGGGCUGCUGUUGCUGGCGCAGCAGAUCAACUCUGAUGACAAAACGGAGUAGCUGCCUACCAGUUGUCUGAAACUGUCGAUGUGCCAUUGUGUGUGCUCUAAUCAGUGGAUCAUGAUUUCAUGACACAUUCAUAGCGUUCUGUUGUACCAGUGUAAUUAGCAACGCAACUGGAUAAUCUGUGUAUAAAUUACGGAAUGUUUCUGUACAAGAAUUUUAAGUUCACAUUGUUCGUCAGUGACUUCUCAAGAUCUUGAAUUGAAAGGUUGAAGCAGCUCAGGACUGACUGACUA
Molecule: messenger RNA, 1232 nt
Organism: Oryza sativa Japonica Group (Japanese rice)
Lineage: Eukaryota; Viridiplantae; Streptophyta; Magnoliopsida; Poales; Poaceae
Source: RefSeq, a predicted model, not a curated record